AUGGAACAGUUAAAUCAUAGCUUAGUGACCUAUUUUAUUAUUAAAGGAAUUUCAGAUGUUCCCGCGUUACAGACUCCGAUCUUCAUUACGGUUCUGCUCAUCUACCUUCUCACUGUAAGUGGCAAUAUUACCAUUUUUCUCCUGGUCUGCCUGGACCAUCACCUGCACACCCCCAUGUACUUUUUCCUUGCCAACUUGUCCAUCCUUGACAUGUCUUGCUCUACAGUCGCUCUUCACAUGAUUCCAACCAGCUAUAUAUUUAGAGACAAAACAGUUUCAUUUUCAAACUGUCUGGCUCAAGUAUAUAUCUUUUCAUGCUUUACAUCUCAGGAAUUGUUAAUAUUAUCUGCUAUGGGUUAUGACCGUUAUGCUGCUGUCUGUAAACCGUUGCAUUAUCACAUGGUCAUGAACGGUAGAGUUUGUAGGCUGAUGGCUUUAGUCUGCUGGACAGUAGGGUUUGUAGAACUUAUACCGUAUCUUGUCUUGUUGUUAAAGAUUUCCUGUUAUAAAACUAAUAUAAUCAAUCACUUUUUCUGUGAUAUUAUGCCAUUUAUGAAAAUUUCUUGUAGUGACAACUCUGCUUUGGAGAUUCUGUUCUAUGCUGAAGGUGUCUUGAUUGUGAGUCUGCCCCCAUUUUUGCUAACAUUUUCUUCCUAUGUAUUUAUUAUUAAUUCAAUUUUGAGGAUUCGUUCCAACACUGGGAGGCGUAAAGUUUUCUACACAUGCUCCUCCCACCUUUCGGUUGUCAUCCUUCUUUAUGUGACGCUCCUCAUCCAGUACAUGAGACCUAGGUCUGUAAAUGUCUUAGACUCCAAUAAAAUAUUAUCCCUGUUUAAUACAGCGGCUGUCCCUAUAUUAAAUCCUUUAAUUUACAGCUUAAAAAAUAAAGAUGUAAAGAUGGCAUUGAUGAGACAUUUUAGUAAAAUUAAAAUGACAAUUUAA
Messenger RNA from Bombina bombina (fire-bellied toad), 942 nucleotides. RefSeq names its product olfactory receptor 1019-like. Gene Ontology annotation, biological process: G protein-coupled receptor signaling pathway. Gene Ontology annotation, cellular component: membrane. The coding region runs from base 1 to 942 and encodes 313 amino acids. The record is from RefSeq and is a predicted model, not a curated record. NCBI's taxonomy places the organism in Eukaryota, Metazoa, Chordata, Amphibia, Anura, Bombinatoridae. The transcript has a single exon. Gene Ontology annotation, molecular function: olfactory receptor activity; G protein-coupled receptor activity.